Messenger RNA from Lotus japonicus, 3190 nucleotides. RefSeq names its product B3 domain-containing transcription repressor VAL1-like. The transcript is spliced from 15 exons. Bases 267 to 2963 code for a protein of 898 amino acids. Gene Ontology annotation, molecular function: DNA binding; zinc ion binding. Lineage: Eukaryota; Viridiplantae; Streptophyta; Magnoliopsida; Fabales; Fabaceae. The record is from RefSeq and is a predicted model, not a curated record.
ACUUGUAUGUGUUAAGGUUAGCGGUGGGUUGUGUGUGUGAAUGUGUCUGUCGUGCAUGCAUUUUAUGAAUGCAUAUCUGUUGCUUUGCAUGCACAUUCUCUCUCCUCUCUUUCUCUCUCUACCCCCACGUUUUCUCUCUCUAGAACUCAGAGAUUUCAGCAGAUUAGAUUAUACUCAUCAACCACUGCAAACUUGGAUUCUUUUCUGCUAAUCUGAAACACCUAUUAUUUGAUUUUCAUUUGGGUUGAAUUUUGGAAUUUGGAUUCAUGGGUUCGGACAUUGGCGUCGUCAAUGCUUCGUCGUGUGUCCACGAAUGGAAGAAGGGGUGGCCUCUGCGAUCUGGUGGAUUCGCCCAACUAUGCUGCAAGUGCGGAUUUAUGGAGGAAUGGAAGGGUGGCAUCCUUGAUCAAUUAUCUUCCUAUGAGAGUUCAGUUUUCUGUAAUAAAUUCCACCGUCAAGAAACUGGCUGGAAGGAUUGUAAAUUUUGCAACAAGCCUAUCCACUGUGGAUGCAUAGUAUCUAGAUCUUUGUUCGAGUAUCUUGACUUUGGUGGUAUAGCUUGUGUUAGCUGUGUAAAUACUUCCCUGCUUAAUAUGAUGAGGAAUCAUGAACAUCCUAAUGGGCCUAUUUCGUUGGCCCAGACCAGUACAAGGGAUCGACAUUCUGCUCAUUUUGAUGGCAGAUUGUUUACGGGUAGUGUUGACGAGGGAAAUCUUAUGCAGUUGUGCAGAGUUGUUGAAGCUAGUGAAUCCAGCCUUUGGAAUAAUAGAUCAACACGGGACAUUACAAGUAUCUCUUCAAAUAAUAUGAAACCAUCUGUUCAAUCAUUAACAUUUGCUGCAUUAGAAAAUAGUAGAUCAACACGGGACAUGACAAGUAUACAUGAAUCAACUGCACAGCCAUCUUUGGGUAUGUAUUUGGGAAACCCAUCAGGGAGCAAAUCUGUCCCGCAUUCUGCUGGAGAGAAUGUAGAAGGACGACUUGAGGGAAAAACAUCCCCUCCCUUUCAUCAAGGACAAAGAUCUCGUCCUAUAUUGCCCAAACUAUUGAAGACCGGGAAUGUGGAAACUGAUAAAGGCACAUUUUCUCAAUCACGUGUUGCCCGGCCACCUGCUGAAGGGAGGGGCAAGAAUCAGUUACUUCCUCGAUACUGGCCCAGGAUUACCGAUCAAGAGCUGGAGCGGUUGUCUGGAGAUUUGAAGUCCACUGUGGUGCCAUUAUUUGAGAAGGUUUUAAGUGCCAGUGAUGCUGGUCGAAUUGGUCGUCUUGUUCUCCCAAAAGCCUGUGCUGAGGCUUAUUUUCCUACUAUUUCACAUUCCGAAGGUCUUCCUCUGCAUGUCCAAGAUGUGAAGGGGAAUGAGUGGACAUUUCAGUUUAGAUUUUGGCCUAAUAACAACAGUAGGAUGUAUGUAUUGGAGGGUGUGACCCCUUGCAUACAGUCCAUGCAGUUAUGUGCUGGUGAUACUGUAACAUUUAGUCGGAUAGACCCUGGAGGCAAACUUGUUAUGGGUUUCAGAAAGGCGUCAAUUUCUAUAGAUGCACAGGAUGCCUCUACAUCUGCACUUUCUAAUGGCAUUUCAGCAAAAGGAACAGACUUUUCUGGUGGAACUGAGAAUCUGCCAUCGGGAAGUAAUUCUACCGAUCUUCUCAAUUCAACAAAAGGGAACGGGGACUCACAAUUAAAUGGACAUCCAGAAAAUUUGCAUUUGGGCACUGGAGCUGCUGAUUUGCUUAAAACUGAAAAUUGUGAGAUGACAAAGAAUCAUUCACUGCAGCAGCAAAUUUCAGUUUUGGAGAAGAAGAGGGCUCGCAACAUUGGGCCUAAGAGUAAGAGGUUGCUCAUUGAUAAUGAAGAUUCUAUGGAGUUAAGACUUACAUGGGAAGAAGCACAGGACUUGCUUCGCCCACCGCCUAGUGUAAAGCCAAGCAUUGUCACAAUUGAGGACCAAGUAUUUGAAGAAUAUGAUGAGCCCCCAGUUUUUGGAAAGAGAACAAUAUUCAGUGCCUGUUCAUCUGGGGGGAAGGAACAAUGGGCUCAAUGUGAUGAUUGCUCUAAAUGGCGAAAGCUGCCAGUUGACGCUCUUCUUCCUCCCAAAUGGACAUGUUCUGAAAAUGUUUGGGAUACAAGCAGGUCUUCUUGUUCUACACCACAGGAACUGAGAUCAGGGGAAGUAGAAAAUCUUCUGAAAACCAACAAAGAUUCUAAGAAACGACGAGUUGUAGAAAAUGGCAAGCCACUCCAAGAACAUGAGCCUUCUGGCUUAGAUGCUCUUGCCAGUGCAGCAGUCUUUGGAGAAAAUUUUGUUGACCCUGCCGAGUCAUCAGCUGGAGCCACCACCAAACAUCCUCGACACCGUCCUGGCUGCUCUUGUAUUGUGUGCAUUCAGCCGCCGAGUGGAAAGGGGAGACACAAGCCAACUUGUACUUGCAAUGUGUGCAUGACCGUGAAGCGCCGGUUCAAAACCCUUAUGCUGCGCAAGAAGAAACGCCGCGAAGCAGAUGCUGCUGCUGCUGCAUCUGCUGCCCAGAAAGAUCAUAGUCACCAAAUAGAUGAGUCAGAUACCAAUGGAGCACCACAAAGAGAUGAUACAAGUCAUUUAGAAAAAGAGGAAGGACUAAACAAAGGUCAAAGUGAGGUUGGUGAGUCCAGUGCUGGACAGAUAGAUCUGAAUUCUCAUCCGAACCGCGAAGACAUGCAAAUGGAUAUCACAGGACUCGGCAUGUCUAGCCAUCAUCUUGAAACAAGAAGCAACCCAGUAAGGGAAAAUAUAGAUCAAAAUGGUCUAAGAAGCUUCAGUAGUGAACUGCAGAAUGGUCAUCAUUCCUCUUUGCUCACACAUUCUAAUGGAGAAGGUCAGAGACACUUCUCUGAUGAAAGAUGUUUUCCAUCUAGAGUCUGGAACCAGGAAAGAAGAGAUGAAGUAUACAAUCAUCCCAAUCAGAGUCAAAACAGUCUUUCUUAACAUUUUUUUUUGAACUUGGAUUUUUCUAUUUCUCCUUAAUUGGACUCACACCGUAUAUAUUUUACUUUCUUUUUCAAAGGGGUGGUUAAAGAUAGUUCUUUCUAAAUAUAAGAAUGUAAUUUUAUUAUUUAUCUUUGAAGUAUGUAUCUUCAUGGAAAUGUUGUUGAUCAUUUCUUUAUUUGACCAUGUAUUAGUUUGUUGAUUAUAAUAAUGUGACAUGGGAGAAA